UAUGAAAGCUUCCUUAAUAAUAAUGCCAAACAGUGUCUCUGAAUUUGUUGCAAAAGCUGUAUUAUAUGAUUUAUUUUGAUUUUCUAUAGGUGUACUUAUGUUUGAAAUGAUGGCUGGACGAUCACCUUUUGAAAUAGUUGGUUCAGCUGAAAAUCCUGAUUUAAAUACAGAAGAUCGUCUAUUUCAAGUUAUACUUGAACAACCAAUACGUAUUCCACGUUCAUUAACUGUUAAAGCUAAAAAUGUUUUAGAAGGUUUUCUUAACAAAGAUCCACGAUAUCGUUUAGGUUGUCGUUAUGAUCCAAUGUUAGGUUGUCAAGCUGGUUUUCAAGAUAUAUGUUUACAUCCAUUUUUUUAUCCCGCUAUUGAUUGGCAACGUUUAGAAUCAAGACAAAUUGUUCCACCAUAUAAACCAAUAUUAACAGAAGAUAAAGAUCUUUCACAUUUUGAUCCACAAUUUACGAAUGAAGAUGUUGUUUUAACACCUGAGGAUGAUGAAGUUUUAGCACGUAUUCAACAAUCAGAAUUUGAAGGUUUUGAAUAUGUUAAUCCUUUAAUUAUGACUGUAGAAGGCAAUGUUUAA
Rotaria sordida is the source of this 583-nucleotide messenger RNA. The record is from the annotation of a GenBank genome assembly. Lineage: Eukaryota; Metazoa; Rotifera; Eurotatoria; Philodinida; Philodinidae.